CUCGCAGCGUCCCGGAGCAGAGCCCAGAAGAUGGGGAACAGCCCCAGCCAAUCAGGCCAGAGCUGCCCUUCCCAGCUCCUCCCUCAGGAGCAAGCCAAGGUCGACCGGCUGUUUGAUGCCCUCGCUGCCCAUGGAAGCCACUCACACGGCUCCCCCCGGUCCUUCUCCCUGCAGGCGCUGAAGGCCCAUGUUGGGGGAGCACUCCCCGAGGCCAUGGUCACCCGGCUGUAUGACGGCAUGCGGAGGCUGGACUUGCCGGGCAGGCACCCAGGCCCCAGCGAGAGGGUCUCCCAGGCGCAGUUCACCGUGGCCAUGUCCCACCUGCUGAAGGGCAGCUCCGAGGAGAAGAGCCUGCUGCUGCUGAAGAUGGUGCCUGUCAAGGGCAGCUCUGUGAGGGCCAGGGACAUCCAGAAGUUCACAGAGGACCUGGUCAGCUCUGUGCUGCACGUGCUGGACUUCAGACAGGAGCUGAGGGGCUGGACGUGGAAGGAGACCCCGGGUACCCCCUCCAGGGUGCAGGUGAUGGCUGCCCAGCUGCUCUCGGAGAUGAGGCUACCAGACGGCAAGCAGCUUCUGGAGGCCAAGCAGCUGGACUGCAUGUGUGGCCAGGCCGAGGUCGAGGACUGGGUGUUCCGGGUCCCCCUCGUGGCCACGUUUCUGGGCGUGGUCAUCCGCCAAGGCCUCCAGGUCCUGACGGCAUCCCUCAGCCUAGCCGCUUUGAUCCCCAAGCGCCACGUGGACCCGGGGCAGGAGGUGGCGAGCCUGCUGGAUGUGCUGUCAGUCAUCUACCUCAACGGUCACCUGCCUCAGGAGCAUCGCCGCUGCUGGCGCCUGCUGUUCUCCUCCGAACUCCACGGGCACAGCUUCGCCCAGCUAUGUGGACGCAUCACCCGCCAAGGGCCCUGCCUACUCCUGCUCGAGGACCUCGCUGGCCACGUGUUUGGAGGCUUUGCGUCCUGCUCCUGGGAGGUCAAGCCACAGUUUCAGGGGGACAACAAGUGCUUCCUGUUCUCUGUGUCCCCACGCAUGGCUGUGCACACGUGCACUGGGUACAACGACCACUUCAUGUACCUGAACCAGGGCCAGCAGACGAUCCCAAAUGGGCUGGGCAUGGGCGGCCAGCAUGGCUACUUUGGGCUGUGGAUCGAUGUGGACUUUGGGAAGGGACACAGCAAAGCCAAGCCCACCUGCACCACCUACAAUAGCCCCCAGCUGUCCUCCCAGGAGGACUUCUGCUUCCACAGGAUAGAGGUGUGGGCCGUCGGGGAAGCAGAGCCUCAGCUGGCCAGCAGCAAAAAGAGCAUCCUGGAUGGGGACCCCGAAGCCACCGCCCUGCUGGAGAUCAGUGGGCGGGGCCGGCACAGCGAGGGGCUCCGAGAAGCCCCGGAUGACGAGUGAGGGGGGCCCAGGGGACUCGCCCUCGAGUUCUCGUAGCACCUUUGUCAGGAUGUGGUGGGCAGGAGACUUGAAGGCCAAUUGGUCCCCGGGGGCGGGAGCCCCAGCAGGUGCCGCGGUGGGGUUCUGAGAUAAGGCCCACCUUUGAAGCCGUGUCUCCACGCUGUUUAACUGGCUGUGCCAUGAACCACGUGGGCAGCAGAAGUGCCUGUUUCUGUCGGGGCCUUAAGUGGGCAGCCAGAGGGUCCCAGUGCCGGGGUGGCAUUGGCACCGGAGAAUGUGCUCUGGGGGUACAGAAGGUGCUGCGUGCAGCUGCUCGCCAAGGGCCCGGCGGUGAACCCACUGGGAGAAAGCCGAGGCAGAGCCCUUCUGUGAAGACCUACACCCUGGGAACCCUGCUGGGCAGGUUCCCGCGCCCCCCUUCCCUCCCUCCCCCCCUCUCCCGAGCCACUGGCAUGGGCUUGGCUGGGCACACCCAUAUUAACACGUGUGCAGCCAUGCAUGGCUCCUCUCUAACCAAACCCAUGUCUGGCUGGAACCUUUGGGAAACUGAUAGCCAGGCCUUUAUUCCGCGGCACCUCUGGGUGGCACGUCACUGAAUGCCUCGUGUCUGCACCACUGAGGGACAUCAUAACCUCUCCAGGCCUGUCCCAUGAGGUAGGGGGACUCACGUCUCUGUGCACGUGCCAGCUUUCAGACCCGCCUUGACACGCGCUCCUUCCCCACACCCCAUCAGUAGUACCCAAGUGUGGUCUGGAUCACCCCCAGGCUGGGCUCACUUAGACAUCCCUCCCACUGAAUCCCACAUGUCGAGAAUCACCUAGUUGAGGUGUCUGAGGAGCCGGGCCUCGGCAGAGCUGCUGUCUUCCAACCUGAAAGGCCCUCUAGCACACAGGGAGCCCCCCCACUCGCACCACCAGCCGUGAGCUCCAUGCUGGGGAAGCUGUGUCCAUGGGUCUCUAGAGACCCAGCCCUUCUCUCAUCUUUUGCUGUAAGUGCAGCCCCCUCUUGGGUCUCAGGAGGGCCUUUUAAAGGAAGUAGCCUUCAGGAGAAAGGUGCCCCCCACCCCGCCAGGUGGCCGGGAGAUGUGGGUGUGAGGGGAGGUGGGUCCAUGUGGCAGUUAGGGACCUUCCUUCCAAAGUGUUGGGACCAACAGGUCCGCAGGCCCAGCCGAGUUCGUCCAGUAUUCAAGGCCUCUACUGUGAACCCAAAGAUGUGUUUAGGUUUAUGCACCUCUACUGUAAACCCAAAGAUGUAUUUAGGUUUAUGCACCUCUACUGUAAACCCAAAGAUGUAUUUAGGCGUAGGGGUUAAGGUGGGGAGGGGAUUGUUUCUUCUGGAAUGUUCUCUACACCUAUGCAAUUAAAUACCUCGUUCCCCAAA
Messenger RNA from Echinops telfairi (small Madagascar hedgehog), 2778 nucleotides. RefSeq names its product MTOR associated protein, eak-7 homolog (gene MEAK7). Lineage: Eukaryota; Metazoa; Chordata; Mammalia; Afrosoricida; Tenrecidae. The coding region runs from base 31 to 1398 and encodes 455 amino acids. The record is from RefSeq and is a predicted model, not a curated record. The transcript has 8 exons. Gene Ontology annotation, biological process: TOR signaling.